Molecule: messenger RNA, 571 nt
Organism: Peromyscus eremicus (cactus mouse)
Lineage: Eukaryota; Metazoa; Chordata; Mammalia; Rodentia; Cricetidae
Gene: Cxcl17
Product: C-X-C motif chemokine ligand 17
Exons: 4
Biological process (GO): negative regulation of inflammatory response; positive regulation of macrophage chemotaxis; positive regulation of vascular endothelial growth factor production
Source: RefSeq, a predicted model, not a curated record
AUGUUAUGAACUUCCCCGAACCCAGGAGUCGCCAGAAGCCAUGGUGACCAACGCCAGGCUUCUAGAAGAUGGCUCCGGGAAGGCGGCCAAGAAUGUGAAUGCAGAGAUUGGUUCCUGAGAACCCCAAAGAGAAAAUCCACACCAGUGCUGGAGUCACAAAGGAAGCAGUGUCCCUGUGAUCAUGUCAAGGGCAGUGAGAAAAAAAACAGAUACCAAAAGCACCACAGGAAGCCAAACAAGCCCUCCAGAAGCUGCCAACAAUUUCUCAAACGAUGUCAACUAGCAAGUUUUGCUCUGCCCUUAUAGUUCUGAGACUCCACUCUUUCAAGUGAACACUCUCAGUGAAAAAGAGGUGAUCAACCCUCGAGCAUGUUCUUGUUCUCCCCACCCCCAUUCUCACCAAAAGCAUCCCAGUGCUCUCAGAAGGCACUGCCCAGCAUGUUGGCUACUGUGCUCUCUACUGCCAUCUUCUCUCAUCACUACUGAUUUCAAUAUGGGUUAAAUCAUUUAAAAUGGCAGAGUCUCCCUUCCUCUGUUUAUUUAGCUCCCAGGUCUGUUCCCAGAAUCUUGA